This is a messenger RNA of Rhodamnia argentea, 864 nucleotides long. RefSeq names its product nodulin-26-like. Gene Ontology annotation, biological process: transmembrane transport. Gene Ontology annotation, cellular component: membrane. NCBI's taxonomy places the organism in Eukaryota, Viridiplantae, Streptophyta, Magnoliopsida, Myrtales, Myrtaceae. The transcript has 6 exons. Bases 30 to 848 code for a protein of 272 amino acids. Gene Ontology annotation, molecular function: channel activity. The record is from RefSeq and is a predicted model, not a curated record.
GAGAGAGAGAGAGAGAGAGAGAGGGAGCCAUGGCUGAUAAUGGAAUCCAUGGAGUCGUGGUGGACAUCAAGGACACGAACUCAACCCCCAAAAUCAAAGAAGAGACGGGCCCCUGUUUCUCUCUGCCUUUCUUCCAAAAGCUGCUAGCGGAGGUGUUCGGGACCUACUUCUUGAUAUUCGCCGGUUGUGGGUCGGUGGUGGUGAACAAGAACAACGAGAAGGUGGUGACACAGCCGGGGAUAUCCAUCGUGUGGGGGCUCGCGGUGAUGGUCCUUGUUUACACCGUUGGCCACAUCUCCGGUGCCCAUUUCAAUCCUGCCGUCACCAUUGCUUUCGCCGUCACCAGGAGAUUCCCAUUGAAGCAGGUACCGGCUUUUGUGUUGGCGCAACUACUCGGGUCAACCCUCGCGGCCGGGACACUCCGGUUGUUGUUCACGGGGAUCCACAACCAAUUUGCCGGGACGCAGCCUUCCGGGUCGGAUGUGCAAGCCUUUGUGGUCGAGUUCAUCAUAACGUUCUACCUCAUGUUUGUCAUCUGUGGUGUUGCCACUGAUAAUAGAGCUAUUGGAGAGCUUGCUGGUCUUGCUGUGGGUGCAACUGUGUUGCUCAAUGUGAUGUUUGCCGGGCCGAUCACCGGAGCCUCGAUGAACCCGGCGAGAAGCUUGGGGCCGGCGAUCGUUUCUAACCAUUACAGAGGGAUAUGGAUAUACCUACUCGCCCCGACCAUGGGCGCCAUAUCGGGCGCUGCUGUCUACAACACCAUCCGGUUCACUGACAAGCCUUUGCGCGAGGUCGUGCGGAGCGGCUCGUUCCUGAGAAACGGCGGGAGAAGCGGCUCUAACCGGUGAGAGAGGAGGGAGAGAG